Messenger RNA from Fopius arisanus, 1853 nucleotides. Its product is annotated as mitochondrial amidoxime reducing component 2-like. The transcript is spliced from 6 exons. Gene Ontology annotation, molecular function: pyridoxal phosphate binding; catalytic activity; molybdenum ion binding. The coding region runs from base 578 to 1606 and encodes 342 amino acids. The record is from RefSeq and is a predicted model, not a curated record. NCBI's taxonomy places the organism in Eukaryota, Metazoa, Arthropoda, Insecta, Hymenoptera, Braconidae.
CCUUACUCACGUCAAUUCCCUUUGGACAUAUGCAUGUGCCUACACUGAGAAAAAAUUCUCUCAAAAUUUAGUGUACCUUUUCACCAACGCUGGGACGUAACAUGGGGUGUACAAGGAAAUAGAGGGAGACACUGGACAAAAUGGUAUGCCUCACUCAAAAAUUCGUAUGUGGCACCCUAAUUUUUGAGAGGCAUGCACUACUUUUUCAUGCGUUUCCUCCAGUUUCUCAUGUGACCCUUCGGAAAAAAUGAGUCAGCAGCAUUUCAAUUUCUCAUUGAUGGAGUACACUGAUUUUUAGGGAAGGUUCUUACUAAUUUUCAAUGGAAUUUUUUCUCCGUCCAUGUUACGUGAAUCAAUAAUGGUUCUUCUUCAUCCCAAUGCGAAAGACAGAAAGAGAGAGAGAGAGAGAGAGAGUGAGUGAUAGAGCAAACGAGUAUCUUCGUCAGGAGAGGUGCACGGUGCCAUUCUAUGUCUGUCAGAGCCACUGAGUGGAUCACUUCACUCUAUCAUCGAAUUCAAAAUAAUAAUAUCUCCUGUCAUCUACCAAACCAAGGAAACUCGACGUAACAGAAUUAAAAUGGACAGAACCAGGCUAGGAUAUGCUUCAGGGUUAGCUGUGGGCAUCAGCACUGCCGUAUUUCUCGCUUGGUGGUGGCUGUCCAGAAGUAAAAGAGAACGACCGCCUACCAAUUGGCGAAAAGUUGGCGAACUCAGCGAUAUGUUUGUAUUUCCUGUUAAAUCGCUUGGUGCAGUCAAGGAGAAUGCCAUGGAAUGCACCCAAUUGGGUUUGAAAUCAGGGUGGCUACGAGAUAGAAUUCUAAUGGUCAUUGAUUUGGAUGGAAGAUUCGUCACCGGAAGACAAAUGCCUAAUAUGGUUCAGAUAACGCCCAGUGUAGCUGGUUCUUCAUUAACAUUACGGGCCUCAGGAAUGAUGGCAAUUAGUGUAGAUCUGUCGAAGCUAGGUAAAAGCUUUCGAGUAGCUGUCUGGGGUCAACCGGUACCGGCAUGUGAUUGCGGUGAGGAUAUAGCCCGAUGGCUGUCCCGAUUUCUUCUGCAGGAGGACACUGGUCUAAGGCUUGUCUAUUACCCAUUUGAUGGACCGUAUCGGGAUGUUAGGAUAUGCCACCAAGGAUUCCCGUUGCUGGAAAAUGCAGACGUUGGGGCAUAUCCGGAUGCAACAAGCUACACACUGAUGAACGAGACUUCAAUAACUGAUUUGAAUACAAGAAUUGAGCAUCCUGUGACAGCCCAGCAGUUCCGACCGAAUUUUGUGGUUAAAGGCGCUGACCCGCUAGACGAAGACCAUUGGGACUGGGUGAAAAUAGGAUCUGUGAUUUUUAGAAAUGUCAAGCCUUGCACCCGUUGUAUCUUUACAACAAUUGAUCCUGAUACUGGCGUUAAACAUCCAAAAGCUGAACCUUUAAAGACUUUGAAAAGAUAUCGGCAAAUACAGGAUCCAGUCAUGAAAAAAAUUACCAAAGAAUGCCCAGUGAUGGGAAUUCACUUAGGCCUGAGAGGGCCUAACGGCGUUGUGAGGCUUGGUGACCCCAUCUAUGUCGGAAUGUGCGGAGAAGAAACCAAAGACCCCCUAAAAUCACCAACGUAGCUAAGAAAAUGGGACUCGUGUGACUGCAUUAGUCCCCCUUCUUAGUGAUUGAUAAUGUGCAAUAUUGAUAACUGCAAUAUUUACAGAGUUUUAUCACUCAAGGGCAACAUCAAUGACAUUCUCUAAUCUUGCACAAACGUCGCUAUGAGAAACUAAUACAGUUACUCAGUGCUUAUUGAUUAGUUAAGUAAUUGAACCAGUUUCACUAUUCAUACGUUCAAUUUGCAAUAAACUGAAUUAAUGGGUA